AUGCCGCCAAGGCAACGAACUCAAGCUCUGACAGCUCUCGCCACCGCAACAACCAUUGCCGGCCUGGCGGGGACACUAUACUAUCUUGACAUCCCAUCAAUACUCCGCCAACGAGUGAAAAGCCGCAAAGUUGAGCCACGAUGCUAUGAUCUGAACUCGCCACCCUCGUUGGCAGACCUCAAAAUUUUGACACAAGAGUCUACGGUGAAGGAAACAUAUCCUCGAGCGACCAGAAUUGAAACGAACAUACCGAUCUAUGACUGCUCACAGUUCGAUCUGGAAGACAAAGACUUCGUGAACAGGCUACAAGAUGAAUGGUACCACAUCCUCCUCUCCGGCCCAGGCGUCUACAUCCUCCAGAACUUCUACCCGGACACCACACUCAUCGACAACACCAACGCCGCCUACGCCGCCAUCGCCACCCGCGAGAAAGCAGAAAGCGGAACAAAAGGCGACCACUUUUCCGCCGCCCAAACCAACACUCGGAUCUGGAACAGCUUGUCAAAACACUGCCUCCAAGAUCCCACUUCCUUCAUAAAGUACCACAGUAACCCGCACUUUCGUCUGGUGUGCGAAUCCUGGCUCGGUCCAGCCUAUCGGAUAACAAGCCAGGUGAAUAUCGUCAAGCCUGGCGGCCAAGCACAGACGGUACAUCGGGAUUACCAUCUCGGAUUCCAGACGCCUCAAGGUAGUGUGAAAUGGCCGAAACGUAUGCACGUAGCUAGUCAAUUCUUGACUUUACAAGGAGCGGUAGCGCAUACGGAUAUGCCAAUCGAGAGUGGACCGACGAGAUUUCUGCCGUUCAGCCAGAUGUUUGAGGAGGGGUAUCUGGCUUAUCGACUUCCGGAGUUCCAGAAGGAUUUCCAGGCGGAUCAUGUCAGUUUGCCGCUGAAGAAAGGUGAUGCUGUGUUCUUUAAUCCCGCUCUGUUUCAUGCAGCGGGAGAGAAUACCACGAAGGAUUUCGAGAGGAGUGCGAAUCUGAUCCAAGUCAGUUCGGCUUUUGGGAAGACCAUGGAGGGUCUUGAUAGCAUACCGAUGGUGGAGGCGUGCUGGGAUUUGCUGGUGGAGAAGUACAAAGCUGAAGGAUGCAGUCAAGAGGUGGAUGCAUUGAUUAGAGCUAUUGGCGAAGGCUACUCGUUUCCAACUAAUCUGGAUAGUCGGCCGCCUGCUCCUGGUGGUAUGGCGCCGGAGAGUGAGCAAGAUUUGCUGUCACGAGGGCUGGACGAGGGUUGGUCGAGAGAUGAGGUUGUUCGUGCGUUGCGAGAUAUGCGGAGAGAUAGUGUGGCGUAG
Messenger RNA from Recurvomyces mirabilis, 1290 nucleotides. RefSeq lists its product as uncharacterized. Gene Ontology annotation, molecular function: phytanoyl-CoA dioxygenase activity. The transcript has a single exon. Gene Ontology annotation, biological process: fatty acid alpha-oxidation. The record is from RefSeq and is a predicted model, not a curated record. NCBI's taxonomy places the organism in Eukaryota, Fungi, Ascomycota, Dothideomycetes, Mycosphaerellales, Teratosphaeriaceae. Bases 1 to 1290 code for a protein of 429 amino acids.